Amphimedon queenslandica is the source of this 1247-nucleotide messenger RNA. RefSeq names its product protein SEC13 homolog. The transcript has 12 exons. Gene Ontology annotation, cellular component: nuclear pore outer ring; COPII vesicle coat. The record is from RefSeq and is a predicted model, not a curated record. Gene Ontology annotation, biological process: protein import into nucleus; positive regulation of TOR signaling; COPII-coated vesicle budding. Gene Ontology annotation, molecular function: structural molecule activity; protein binding. The coding region runs from base 163 to 1104 and encodes 313 amino acids. NCBI's taxonomy places the organism in Eukaryota, Metazoa, Porifera, Demospongiae, Haplosclerida, Niphatidae.
ACCCUCAUGUGCCUACCCAUUUGGACACAUCACCACAAAAAGAUCAUUCAUCUUUGUGUUUGGAAAAAAGACAAGAAUUGUUCUUUAAAAUUAAAUCCUCUCCAACUAUAAAUACAAAAGCAAGGUGAAAGAGCUGGUUCUAAUUGAUGCCCCUGCCUCAAAAUGACUGGUGUGGUUAGUGUGAAGAACAGUGUUGAUACAGGUCAUGAGGACAUGAUACAUGACUCACAAAUGGAUUAUUACGGGCAGAGACUGGCUACAUGUUCGUCAGACAGAACUGUCAAGAUAUUUGAUGUAUCUGGCCAGCAGACGGUGCUACUGGCCACACUGACUGGUCACGAGGGACCAGUCUGGCAGCUCUCCUGGGCUCAUCCCAAAUUUGGAAAUAUUCUUGCGUCAUGUUCUUACGACAGAAAGGUUAUCAUAUGGAAGGAAACUAGUGGAAAAUGGUCGAAGCUUCACGAGUUCUGUGAACACAAGUCAUCCGUUAAUAGUAUACAGUGGGCACCUCACGAGUUGGGGCUGGUCCUUGCGUGUGGUUCAUCUGACGAAUCAUUCUCCAUAUUAUAUAGGACAGGUGAUGGUAAUUGGCAGUACUCAAGACAGGAAGGAGUACAUACAUUAGGGUGUAACUCCGUGAGCUGGGCACCUUCCGUUAAUCCCGGCUCUCUUGUUGACGGUAAUUCUCGUGCAGCUCCAUCAACUUGUAAGAGACUAGUGACAGGUGGCGGUGAUAACUCCGUCAAGGUGUGGAGGGAGGAGGGGGACAGCUGGAUGAUGGAGGAUAAGCUUGAGGGUCACACUGACUGGGUCCGUGACGUUGCAUGGGCUCCAUCGAUUGGUCUCCCUGUCAGUAGAAUAGCCAGCUGCUCUCAGGACUGUACAGUUAUCAUGUGGACUAAGGAUGAGUCUAGUGGAGGGAAAUGGACCUCUAAAGUACUCAACACUUUCCCUGAUGUUGUGUGGCACGUCAGUUGGUCAAUCACAGGUGACAUACUGGCUGUCUCGGGCGGAGACCACAAAGUGACGCUGUGGAAAGAAUCCAAUGAAGAUGAAUGGGUCUGUGUGAGUGAGAUGGAUAGAGGAGUUGAACGAGUCUCUUGAGUUCAUAAAUAAUAAUAUUAUCCUUUUCAUAUUGUCUGUCUCUCUCUCUUCAUUAUUAUUAUUAUUAUUAUUAUUAUUAUUACUAUUUUCUUUUACUAUUGUCUCAUAAUUAUUACAAUUAUACCUCAAUAAACUUAUUACAA